UCAUAUUAUCCAAGACAUGUCUGUGAAGAAAAUCUAUUGCUUUUCUGAAGGAUUACCAGAGACACAAAGUACAAUUAGUUUAUUAUUUAUAGUACAAUAGCUGAAACCAAGAAGGUACUGAAGGCAUCACUUUAAAACCUAGAAUUAUUGAACUUCAGGUCAGUUUUUCCCCUGCAAUGUGGCUUUGCAACUCUUGUUUCAGAACUUGAAGAUGUAUUACACUGUUAAAAACCCAGGGUUUCAGUGUACAGACUUCAUGGGUUUAAGCGAAAUAAAUGACAAUUUCAGCUGAACCAGAAAAAAGAAAUGUUUCAAUACAAAAGUAUCUAUUUUUCUUUGCAUAAGUGAAUAUUCAUUAACGACAAACACUUCCUGUGUUCUCAGUCACAAAGCUCUGGUGGGCACAAACACCCAGGGAGAGAUGAGCAGCAAAGGACAAAUUGGUGACAUCCACUCUGGAGCUUUGGCCCUUUUCCCUCCAGCUCAAUCCUCCAAACCACAUUUGUGGCUCCUACCAUUUUUGGCCUAAAUAUGACCUUACUCCAGGAAGGGCAAGAAAAGGUGUUAAGAAACAGCUCAACCAGAGUUUCCUGAAAUAUGGGGUCAUUUCCACCUCUUGCUGUUAAGAGCCCAGUUAUUUUAUCCAUCUUUCCCAACCAGCUUUAACAACUGUCAGAGCCUGCAGACCACCAGAGUGCCCAAUAUGGCAACACCACCUGCCUGGAGCUGUAAUACUUUGCUCGAGACUGAUUGGCCAGACUUGGGCUUUCAAAAGCAGACUUGGGCUUUCAAAAGCACAUAAAUACCUCAGGCAGCAGCUGUUCAGUGUCUUUGACUGGAUCAAAGAACACGGGUGACACGGCCCCAAAAUGCCAGCCCUCAGUCUGGUCACUCUGGUCAGCUUGGUGUCCACUGUUUUCACCAAGCAGCUGGACGCCCACCCACCCCAACAGCAGCACCAGCACUGGGCACAGCUCUGCAGCGGGAACCCCACCAACCGCGUCCGCGGCUGCGACAGAUACGGCUGCGGGAAUUUCGGCGCUGACAGGCACAGUGGCAAAGAAAAGCAUGCGGGUGUGGAUGUCAUCUGCUCUGACGGAGCCACGGUGUACGCUCCCUUCAGCGGGCAGCUCUCGGGACCCAUCCGCUUCUUCCAUAAUGGAAAUGCCAUUGAUGAUGGGGUCCAAAUCAGGGGAUCAGGUUACUGUGUGAAGCUCGUCUGCAUUCACCCCAUCCGCUACCAUGGCCACAUCCGCAGAGGGGAACGACUGGGGAAAAUGCUGCCAAUGCAGAAAGUAUAUCCUGGCAUUAUUUCUCAUAUCCACGUUGAGAACUGCGACCACUCUGAUCCUACUCAUCUGCUUACACCUGAUGUCCCACCACUGCCACAACAGGACGGGCGCUGGGCUGCAGUGUGUUCUGGGAACCCUACCAAUGAGAUAAGAGGCUGUGAUAAGUAUGGCUGUGGAUACUAUGGAGCCCCAAGACGCAAUGGCAAAGGGAAGCACCGGGCAGUGGAUGUCAUCUGUGCUGACGGGGCCACCGUGUACGCUCCCUUCUCUGGCCAGCUCUCUGGGCCCAUUAAAUUCUUCCACAAUGGAAAUGCCAUUGAUGAUGGAGUCCAAAUCAGGGGACCAGAGUUCUGUGUAAAACUACUCUGCAUCCAUCCCAUAAGAUACAGUGGUGCAAUUUCCAAGGGACAAGUCCUUGGGAGAAUGUUGCCAAUGCAAAGAGUAUUUCCUGGGAUCACGUCUCAUAUUCACAUUGAGAACUGCGACCACUCGGACCCUACAAGCAAUCUUGAAAGGGGGAAAGGGCAAAGAGAAUGAAAUGGAAACACCGUAAAUUUGAAAUAAAUCUAUCUCAGCAUCCAAAA
Molecule: messenger RNA, 1876 nt
Organism: Passer domesticus (house sparrow)
Lineage: Eukaryota; Metazoa; Chordata; Aves; Passeriformes; Passeridae
Gene: LECT2
Product: leukocyte cell derived chemotaxin 2
Exons: 7
Coding region: 870-1829 (319 amino acids)
Source: RefSeq, a predicted model, not a curated record